Psilocybe cubensis is the source of this 786-nucleotide messenger RNA. RefSeq lists its product as uncharacterized. The coding region runs from base 1 to 786 and encodes 261 amino acids. The transcript has 8 exons. The record is from RefSeq and is a predicted model, not a curated record. NCBI's taxonomy places the organism in Eukaryota, Fungi, Basidiomycota, Agaricomycetes, Agaricales, Agrocybaceae.
AUGUCUAUUCUCUCAGGUCACGUUUACAGCAUCGUUAGUAGAGGGCAGGUCAACGACACCAACGUUGCACUAGACCUCUUAGGCGGAAGUUCGGAAAAAGGAACCCAGUGUCAAAUCUGGGGUCAAUCGACCACCAAGGACGUGUUCAACCAGUUAUGGCUCAUCAAGGAGAUUCAAGGAUGGUCCUCCGCUGCUGGAUCACCAUACGAGAAAAAUCAGCAGUGGAAGUUCGUACCGAAUGAGCCUUAUUUCAAAAUACAGAAUGUUGCUAGCCAAACAUUUGUUGAUGUCUUCCAGAAGAACUACGCCGCUGGGACGAAGGUGCAUGGAUGGCAAUCCUAUGCCACGGAAUCUCAAGACUGGGUCAUCCGCCGCGUGAGCCGUACAGGCGAUGAGAUUAAAGCCGUCCUCUCAAAAAAUCCUCAUAUCACCAAGACAUGCAAAACCUACCUCCAAGAUGGAUUAUAUAUUACUCUUCCCAAAGGCGUUCGGGAAGAAAUAUACAGCAAAUCGGGAUUGAAAACCCUAAAAUGGAGAAACCAAAUAUUCGACUGUGAUGAUUUCGCGUUUAUCACAAAGGGUGAAGUUGCAAAGUGGGGCGCCCAGGAGCUGUUGGCAGAUGGUUUCGCUAUUCUGUGGGGAGUGAUGUUCGGUGAAAAAGGCACCAGCACACACGCAUAUAAUUUCUACUUGAAUGAAUCACUGGACGCUGUCGUGUUUUUCGAGCCCCAGAAUGGGCAAGAGAUGGCAGAUAUCGGCUACCAGGGAUACUUCUCAGUGUUCUAA